ACAGACUUCGCCUGUGAUGAACCUGCUGAUAGAUUCCUUACCUAUGAAUUAAUACAUAUCUCAGAGCUUAAGUAUUUCGCUUGGAUCUUAGUCGUUCUCAGGUAUGAAUUUUUAAUUUCCUUUCAAAAUAAGUAUCACGUGUUCAUUAACUUUUAUGAUAACUCAUUAUACUUCUCAAAUGAACCAGUUACUCAUGUAUGAAUUGUUAGAUAGCCAGACACAAUUUCAUAUCUGCCUGCAGUGUGUUUAAAUUAUUAUAACCCUCUUAAUGACAAUCUAUUAUAAAUUGUCGUCAUUUACAUGUGUUAAUGACAAAUGGCUUAUAUGAAAAAGUAUAGUGUCAUUCCCAUUUUUGUGUGGUGUGUGUCCCCAGGACUUUUAAAAUAACCUGAAAAUAAAAGUUCCUCUUUAAAUAAAUAAAAAAAAAAAAAAAGAAAUUCAUCAAAUUAAACCCUUAGACUGGCAAUACUACUUCUUAGAGGUCUUCUACUGGCUGCAUAUUAAAGAUAAUUGGACAAUAAUAAAACUGGCAUUGGCCAGCAAUAAACACACUUAAUUGUUAAGUUUUAAGGAUUCAGCUUAAAACAACCAGAAAUUCAAAGACCACAGGACAUGUUUUAUUGUGUGCAUCUAAUGAAACAACAUCUUGUUAUGUUCAGAUACAUGCAGCUGCCAUCACAAAGCUGCAGGUGAGGCAUUGCAUCAGCUGUCCAGCCCCUGGAAUUGCCAGCUAUAUAACCCCUGAGACAGGUCUCCAGAUGAGAGAUGGUCAGGGUCCUGCUUCCUACUGCCUCCCUCCCACCAGCACCACAACCUGCCUGACCAUGAGAAAUUGUUCCUAUCCCUUUUCUAGAACAUGAGGAGAGGAGAGGAGAGGAGAGGAGAGGAGAGGAGAGGAGAGGAGAGGAGAGGAGAGGAGAGGAGAGGAGAGGAGAGGAGAGGAGAGGAGAGGAGAGGAGAGGAGAGGAGAGGAGAGGAGAGGAAAAAGUCACUGCUACUAAAGUGUGACAAGGCUUGAACCUGACUGAGACGUAGCAUUUCUACUCUAUUAAUUCCAUGUAAUAGCAGAGGAAAAGGAAGAUGUGUGAGGAUAACUGAGAGACAACAGAGAAGCAGGUCUUUGUGGCUAAAAGACAGAGUUAGAACCAAAUUCUAUAGAGGAGGUUGCUAUAAACAUCUUCUAAAAUUAACCUGGUGAACUGUCGGGGUUGGUGAGAUAGGAGCAUUCGUGUACGUGUAAGGGGAAGCAUGAAAUUGUAUUUCAUAUCUUAAGAAGUAGUAAGUUCUUCUUUUUCUUUCACAAAAGUUUCAGAAAAUCUUUUGAAAAUUAUGUUUGGAAAUCCCUUUUUUUUCCCCCUCAGUUCCUAUGUACACGCUUGUAUGAAAAUUUCCACUCACUUUUCAAAACAGAGAUGUAAAGAUAAUCAAUGAAGUGUAGAGAUGCAAAGCUUUCUUCAAGAUUUUUUUUUUAAUUUAUUUUGAGCAAUUGGGGCUGAGGCAGCUUCUGGGAUCUGCAUUUCCUUUGAUUUGGAGUGUUGUUAUCCUGCUUUGGGAGGAAUGUGCAUUUUACUGCUCCUGUAUGCAAGUGAUGUGAGAUAACUCAUGCCUGGGAAUUGGCUUGCUCCAGGGCUAUUUUGGACCAACCCAUCACAAGGGCCUGCAUUGCAUUUUGGGCAGCAGGAUUUCAGAAGGUACCUAUUGCCUUCCUGAGCUCUGUGUUUUUGGAGGUGGACUGAGCUCCUCACAAUCCACAUGAAGUUGAACAGGAGCUUUAGAAAUUUAGCUUUGGAAAUCAGAUGAUGGUAAUUUAAAGGUGCUCAUCUGUAAUUUUCAUCCUUUUGUGAUGCACUGUUUUCUGUACUGAGGAUGGGGGUGGCAGGAAGUCCUCGCUUGUCCAUUUUUGUGAGAGGCAGAUCAUUUCAUAGGAUGUGAGUGUUUGCUAAAUGAAACUUUUAGGAAGUUUUGUGCACUUAAGAAAACUAAUUGUCCAGACAAACCAUAACUGACAGAAGAGAGAGAGGGAAAGGGGUUAAUUAUAGGAACUUGACCAUUACAGAAGAACAAUUGAAAUACAGAAGUUAGAAAUAAUAUUUUCUUUCCCAGCUUGUGUAAGUACAUGCUUCCUCCGUUCCAGGGACCCACUGCUAUCCUAUCACCUCAGUCUUCAAACAUUCUUCUGUGAAUUCUUCUUACUGCUGUUAUGGUCUUAUGGACAUUAAGUCUUUUUUUUUUUUUACUUUUUUAUCCCAGGAAAUCCUGAUUAUCACAAAUGUUCCAUUUUCAAAGUAUUUAACAUGCUCUAGGUGAGCUGUAGACAUGGUAUUUUGUAAUGCAAAUACUGCCAGAUUAUUUCUUCUCUACAAUGAGGAGAGAUACCUGUGCCAGCUCUCCAUUCUCUUUUUGCUUUCUAGAGGAGAAUGGAAACUUCAGGAUAAGCAAAAUGACCAGCAGCUCUUAGGAACUUGAGAAAUCUUGUUCCUCUUUAGACGUUCUCUGUAGUGCUCACUGGGUCUGUUUCUUCCUCUUUGAGAACACUGCAGACAAAGCACACUAAGCACACUGAAAAGUAGAUGAAGUCUUUUAUGACUUUGGAGUGUGGUAUUUAACUUCAAUUUUCAGAAACACUGAUCUGCCAACUGGUUCAUCACAGGUCCCUGAAAAUAACUGAUAAUAUUGCUGCUUCCUAUAUCAAAGCUUCUAGAUUGUCUCUAGACAUUUUUUCUGUCAGUGAAGAGACACAGCUCCCAAACCCUGUUCCAUUUUGCAGGAAUGGUGCUCAGCACCAACAUUUUUGAGAACCCUCCUUUUGAAUAUACUUAUUACAAAGUGCUUCACUGGUAGCUUCUGGAGCUAAAAACCACUAUGGGACAGUGGCAGAGCAAGUAACUAAAGGCAUACUUGGCUAUAGCUUAUAAAAGUAAGUAGUUGUAGACAAGUUUUCUUCAAGGCCUGUCAUUCACAUUUCUUUAACUACUGUCAUUCUCAUUUUUGUUAUCUUUUAUCUCUUUGGCAGGGGAAGCAAAGAAGUCCUCACUCUUGCAAGUGUUAGUGUAUAGGUAGUAAUGCAGGGUAGGCUUAACACCGUAUGCAUAGAGGCCUUAGUGAUUUAAUGCAGUUUGCCAUUUCACUUGUGAGACAUUUCACUGAGGUAUUUUCUCAAGGAGUUUUAUUUGAAUAAAUGUCACUGUGGCAGUUUUCUUUCUCCCUUCCUCCUUUUCUCUCUCUCUCUGCUUCUUUUACUUUGAAUGCCUGUUUUCAUAAACCCACCACUGCUUAGACAACAAAGUGACCUGAUUGGCAGCAAAGCUGAAUGACUCGGAUGAAGAGACAAAAACCAGUGUUGUACACUUAAGACAGGACAAUAAUUCCUUGUGAAUGUUUUCAAGAAGGAUGCUGGCAUCCAGCCUUCAUGUGGCACCAGGCAGUAUUAUCCCUACAGUGCCUUGGUCUGUGUGCUAGGCUUCUUCCAGAGCUCCAACAUGGGAGGCAAACUGAGCAAGAAGAAGAAGGGGUACAGCGUCAAUGAUGAAAAAGCUAAAGACAAAGACAAGAAGGCUGAAGGAGCAGCAACUGAGGAAGAGGAGACUCCAAAGGAGGCUGAGGAUGCCCAGCAAACCACAGAGACCACAGAAGUGAAGGAGAACAAUAAAGAGGAGAAGGUUGAGAAGGAUGCUCAGGUCUCUGCCAAUAAGACAGAAGAAAAAGAAGGGGAGAAAGAGAAAACAGUGACCCAAGAAGAAGCCCAGAAAGCAGAACCGGAGAAGUCAGAGGCUGUUGUCGAUGCAAAAGUAGAGCCACAGAAGAACAAUGAACAGGCACCCAAGCAAGAGGAGCCAGCUGCAGCCUCUGCUCCUGCUGCCAGUAGCGAAGCACCCAAAACUUCUGAGCCUAGCAGCGAUGCAAAAGCUUCCCAGCCUUCAGAAGCCACAGCUCCCAGCAAAGCAGAUGACAAGAGCAAAGAGGAAGGGGAAGCCAAAAAGACUGAGGCUCCCGCAACGCCUGCAGCCCAAGAAACUAAAAGCGAAGUGGCCCCAGCUUCAGACUCAAAACCUAGCAGCAGCGAGGCUGCACCUUCUUCCAAGGAGACCGUAGCAGCCACAGCAGCACCUAGUUCCACUGCCAAGGCCUCGGACCCGUCAGCCCCACCAGAGGAAGCGAAACCUUCUGAAGCCCCAGCGACUAAUUCGGAUCAAACCAUAGCAGUGCAAGAUUAAAUUGGACAGCCUGUUGAAACAACCACUUAAAACAACCUGUGUCUUUUUUUUAUUUUUUCAGCUAUACUAACUCAUUUCAGAUCUGAAAUAACAAAAAGUAUUGCCCAGAAAGAGAAGGAAAAAAAAGGAAAAAAAAGGAAAAGGAUGUCCCAUCAAGUUGGGAGGGAGGGAGGGGGGAGAAUCCAAAUAGUAUUUUUGUGGGGAAAUAUCUAAUAUACUUUCUGCCAACUUGACACAAGUCCUGGAUUUAAAAAAAAAAAAAAAGAAGAAGAAGUAAAAUAGAUGGAUGUCUGAAAGUACAGCACAUCUUUUGUAUCUGAACUGCUGUAAAUGCACUCCACCAAUGUAUCAAAAUCUUCUUUUUGUUCUGUAAUGGGGUUUGGGAGUGAUGCGUUUGAUUCUGCCCACUGGGUUUGUGCCAAGGCAAUCAGAUCUUUAUGAAAGCAGUAUUUUCUGUGGUUUUUUUAUUUACAGCCUUUCUUAUUUUGAUAUUUUUUUUAUGCAGUGGAUGAAUGCCAACUUUCAGACAAAACCCACUUAGCUGUCCACAUAUUUCUCAAUGCCAAUCCUCCAAUUCUUCCUCUCCAAAUAUUUUUUGGGAGUAAAAAGCAUUCUCAUCCUACUUAGCCUUCCUAGAUUUCUCAUGACGAGUUAAUGCAUGUCCGUGGUUGGGUGCACCUGUAGUUCUGUUUAUUGGUCAGUGGAAAUGAAAAGUCUGCGUUCAUUGCAGUUCCAGUUUCUCUUCCAUUCUGUGUCACAGACACCAACACACACUCAUUGGAAAACAAAUGAAAAAACAAAAUGUACAAUGGAUGCAUUGAAAUUAUAUGUAAUUGUAUAAAUGGUGCAACAGUAAUAAAAGUUAAAUAAUUUAAAAAAUAAAAAA
Messenger RNA from Gallus gallus (chicken), 5100 nucleotides. It is a transcript of the gene BASP1, whose product is annotated as brain abundant membrane attached signal protein 1. Gene Ontology annotation, molecular function: transcription corepressor activity; transcription cis-regulatory region binding. Gene Ontology annotation, cellular component: cytoplasm; nucleus. Bases 3480 to 4214 code for a protein of 244 amino acids. The record is from RefSeq and is a predicted model, not a curated record. The transcript has 2 exons. Lineage: Eukaryota; Metazoa; Chordata; Aves; Galliformes; Phasianidae. Gene Ontology annotation, biological process: negative regulation of DNA-templated transcription.